Molecule: messenger RNA, 3719 nt
Organism: Pomacea canaliculata
Lineage: Eukaryota; Metazoa; Mollusca; Gastropoda; Architaenioglossa; Ampullariidae
Product: ectonucleoside triphosphate diphosphohydrolase 7-like
Exons: 10
Biological process (GO): nucleoside diphosphate catabolic process
Cellular component (GO): membrane
Molecular function (GO): nucleoside diphosphate phosphatase activity
Source: RefSeq, a predicted model, not a curated record
AUGUGGUUGUUCACUAGUUGAAAUGAGCAAAUCUCAAGAUAGAUAGACUUAGUUUAAAACAAAAGAAGAAUCACUGCAUGCAAUUCGGUAUUAACAAAUUGAGUUUGAAGUAUUCACAAUUGGAUGUUAACCGAUGUUAUGCUGCCGAGAAACAUAAACAGGAUAUACAUCUCUCCAUGUUUUCAAGCAAGAGAUCAAACAAAGAGAUUGACUUUAAUUGUUCUUCUGGCUGUCUUGAUGGUGGCGUUCCUCACUUUAAUUAUCACAGGUCUUCUUACCCUCACCACCUACAACGGAGAAGUAAAAGGAGAAAGUAGCUUUAGUCCCAAUUCUCUGCAUUAUGGCAUUGUCAUUGACUGUGGAAGCAGUGGCAGUAGAAUUUAUGUUUACUUUUGGCCUCCGCAUUCUGGGAAUCCUCAAGAUCUUCUUAACAUUCAGCAGCUGUUGGAUGAUGAACAUAAACCUGUGGUAAAAAAGAUAUCUCCAGGCUUGUCAGAAUAUGAAUCUCAUCCAGAAGAUGCUAGUGAGCACAUAAAGCAGCUGCUUCUCUUUGCCCAAGACUAUAUUCCAAAAUCCAAGCACAAAGAAACACCACUGUACAUCCUUGCAACAGCUGGCAUGAGAAUGAUCCCUAAGGAAGCACAAGAUGCCAUAAUGCAAGAUUUACACCAAGACGUCACUCAAGAAUUUGAUUUUCAAGUGGCAGAGAACCACUUUGAGGUGAUAAGUGGGAAAACAGAAGGAGUUUAUGCCUGGAUUGCAGUUAAUUAUGCUCUUGACAGAUUUUCUCAUUCCACCAACCCAGACCAGUUAAUUAGCAUAAAACUGACUGAUGGAAAUUUCCAUACUCGCAGCCGAACCGUGGGUAUGAUUGACAUGGGUGGUGGUUCUGUUCAGAUUGCCUUUGAGGUCACCGAUGAGGAACAAAUAAAGGACAUUCCUAAAGAGCUCAUGGCUGAAUUUAGCCUUGGGUGUCAGGAUUCAGAUAUUGAACACACUUACCGGGUUUAUGUAACUACCUUUCUUGAAUAUGGAGCCAACUCUGCUAUUGAGAGAUACCAAAAUGGGUUGUUGGAGAAUUCCAGCAGCACAGAAAAGGCUAGGGUCAGCAAGAAAAAGAAAAUGAUUCCAGAUCCAUGUCUGCCACCUGGCAUGCCUCUUACUGUAGAAACUGAACAAGGAGAAUCUCAGCUUUUAGUUGGGUCAGGAAAUUAUGUGGAGUGCAAGACAAGAUUGGAAUUCUUGCUUAACCUUACUGUGCCAUGUCAGUUCAAACCUUGUUCAAUGAAUGGUGUUCAUCAGCCACCAAUAGACUUUGCACAGUCAUCUUUUUAUGGUUUUUCUGAGUUUUGGUACACCAUGGAGGAUGUUUACCGCAUGGGUGGUCUAUACAAAUUCUCUUCUUUUGAAAAAAGGCCCAGGUGAGAAUUUUGCUCAACAAAGUGGAAUCAGCUAAAACAGUGGUAUGACCAGAAGUUUUACCCGAAGGCAGAUGACCAUCGGUUCAAGUAUGAAUGCAUUAAGUCAGCCUGGAUGUCCAUAGUGCUUCACAAGGGCUUCAGGUUUCCCGAGUCUUUUUCACGCUUCCAGUCUGCACAGCUGAUUAGUGAUAAAGAUGUCCAGUGGACACUUGGAGCUCUUAUUUAUCGUACACGUUUCCUCCCCUUAAGGGAUAUAAAGCAUUCCAUGCAAACCUACCCAGCAGCCCCUUCAAAGGCACGCUUGUUCUACAAUGAGUAUCUAAUUGUAGUUUGUUUCAUUGUUGUACUUGCGGCCAUAUUCCUUUACAUGAAACGCUUACGCCUUUGCCCCAGAUCUGCAGCAAUAUCUCGUGUACCUUCGAUGUCCUACUUCAUGACUGAGGAGAACCAGAUGGAACAAGGGGUGCAUUACGUGAAAGGACACGGAUACUUAUGACAUCUGUGAAAUAUAGAAGAAAGUGGGUAGGACUGUUUGAAAAGAUAUUUAUAUCAGCAAGUAAAUGGUUUUGCAACUCUAGAUUAGUCUUGAGUUUAUGUUUCUAGUUUGACUAUUAAUAAUUGUCAAGUGCUUGAAAUGAUUGAGUUGACUAUAAGCUCCUUACACCUAGCUAUUUAGAUGUACAGCGUUCAGCCUGUGGGAAUCAAAACUUUAACUGCAAUAGUAACUAAUUUUUAUAGUGAACAUCAAUGCAUAUUCUUCUUAAGUGAUGCAUUUAUGGGGGUUAUUGUUUUGGUGAUUAAUAUGUUUAAUAUUAGUAUCAUGUCAUAUCCUGGGUUUUGUCACAUGUUUCCCUUUGCAAUUUUGAGAAUCCAAGCAUUAUUGAAUGAGAAUAAGACGACAUUUAUUUUUGUUUGUUAAUUGAGUAUUCGCCUUCUGGCAGCUAUCUAUAUUUCAAACAAAUAUGUAUUAAAGACUAACACCAUCUAGCAUUUACGAAGUCUGAAAAACAGUAUUUCAAAACUAACUUGAAAAAAUGGAGAAAAGAUUUUUUAAAUCUUCUGCUUAAGCAAAGGUGGGUUGUUGUUUUUUUAUGUUUUGAAUGAAUACUAUUUUUAGAUUUGUAUGAUUAAUCAUGUUUUUUAUGAUGGUGUUUUAUGAUUUAAAAUAAGAUUUUGUUAUAGAGAAUUUUUUUUAAGGAAAAUGACUUGUUUCUCAGUUGUGUAUUAUCUUUAGUCUGCAGGCCUUAAUGUGCUGUGAUGCUUAUUGCACUUUAUUUUAGUAGCUGUGAUGAUUUACUUCUAGGUUUUGCUGUGACCUGUUUGUUUUGUAAAUCAAAAUCAAUACUGGUUGAGCAGAAGACUAAACCAGAGCAGGUCCUCAUUAGCCUUGCUGUCAAAUUAGGGACCAAUGCUAGACUGACAGAACGCUGACAGUGCUAGAGAUGUACGAGUAGGAACAUUUGUUCAUUAUUUAAAUCAAAGAGCAUUUGAUGCUGUAUUUUUUUGUAUACAGUAUCCUGUACAGCUGAUUAAACUCUAUAGCUGUAUUUGUGAAAGUUGCUGGAGACAGAUUGUUGAACUUUAUAGUUGUAUUUGGAUGGAGGUUGAUAGAGACAGGUGGCUGAAAGCUGGAGGAUGGUGCUGUACUUUGCUUUAACUAUGAAUCAGAGGAGAGGAAUGAAUGGUGUUUAAAAUGUAGAUUUUGUCUCAUCAAACUUUGAGUACAGUGUUUUGUCGUAUGGACUAGAAUUCUGAAUGCAGAAUGUGUCUAUGUAAAUGAAUAUUCCUAUGGACUAGAAUUCUAAAUGCAGAGUAUGUCUGUAUAAAUGAAUAUGGGUGAAUAAAUAGCAAGAAACAGAGAUGUGGGAAAAAUUGUGCAAAAGAAGUAAUCUCAUCAAACUGAUAUUUGACUUUCUUUUUGGAGGUGGGAGGUGAGAUCAGACUGCAAUAACUGUGAUUGCAUACUACAGAAUCAAGUCCGGUGCCUGGAUUGUACUUUUUUUCUGCAUGCCAUGGCAAGAAUUCACCAGACUUUGGCUGAUGGAAAUGCAGAUGAAGUGAGCAUUGGGACAACAUGUAAAAUUGGUUUCAAUGUAAUUGACCAUCGAAGUUAUAGCCAGUCAUCGGAUCAGUUGGUAAUCAGUCUAAUAUACUGCCAUAAUGUUGAUAAUGUCAAAGGGCAUGAUGUUUAGAGGAAUCGGCAUAUGUAGGCAUGCUUGUAUUGGGAAUGUUCCUCUAAUGUCAUUGGUUAUUAGUGGUACAUAAGAGAAAAAUGGGAAAUACAAUCUGGAAUUUUCA